AGGUGCGACAUUUGCUGCAAUGAUUGGCAGUGGAAUGGUUGCGAGAUCGAUUCCCUACCAGGAGGGCUUCGGUACCAAGCAGCUUGCGUGGGCGGCACAUGCCGGCAUCAUGGGAGCCGUCGUCGCACCUCUGACGUUACUCGGUGGUCCCCUGCUCAUCCGAGCUGCGUGGUAUACAGCUGGCAUCAUAGGAGGCCUAUCUACAGUGGCUGUGUGUGCACCCAGUGAGAAAUUCUUGAACAUGGCUGGACCACUUUCCAUUGGGCUCGGUGCGGUCGUAAUGGCUUCAUUAGGCAGCAUGUUCCUGCCGCCGACGACCGCGCUAGGCGCGGGCCUCUACUCGCUCAGCGUAUACGGUGGUCUCGUGCUCUUCAGCGGAUUCCUGCUCUACGACACGCAGAAGAUCGUGCGCGUCGCCGAGACACACCCGAUGUACGCGGUCGCGCGCCGCUACGACCCCGUCAACAUGUCGAUUGGAAUCUAUCUGGACACGUUGAACAUAUUCAUUCGGAUCGCAAUGAUCCUGGGUGGUGGAAACAGGAGGAAGUAAUGGGCAGAAGAGGCACAUAGACCCUCUCAGCAUAACUUGCAGGCAAAGUUAGAGCGGGGAACCUACAUAUGGGCAAUACAGGCUACAUUCUGAUUCGAAAAAUGAAACGAUUUGGUUUUAAUAGUAUAAUCAUAACUUCUUAACCAUACAGAUAGUUAUAUAAUAGCUUGCGACUUAGUGCUGGGACAUGCAAAUGCAGAUAUUCAAGAUUUUGCGACAAACCUUGCAAUAUUCUUGAAAAGAGAGGGCCAUUGAGUUCAGUUGCAAACCUGAAUGAUUUCAGUGGACCUCACUUGUUUGCAUAGCAGAGAAACGACUAAUGCUUCAACAUUAGCCACGGUUGUCGCACAUCAAAAUAUUUUGAUAGUUUUACUGGCAUUCCUUGUGUGUGUUAUCGACGACUGAGUGUUACACUAUUAUUUCGUGAAGCAGAGCGAACCAAUAACUUUUGAAGCUGCUGGAUCGCGCCAAUGAACGUUAGAGAGCAUAUUUACGCAAUUUGGUUAGAGCUCACGAUUCAUAAAUAAAAUGCUCAGGUUAACGUUUUGUUAACGUUUACUUCCAAUUUAGUCGUGUCCUCGAAUCUUGCAUUCAAACGGUCAGGAAUUCGUGAAUCAGUGAAUCCGAAAUCCUAGGCAGAAAAGAUAGAUGUAGUAACAGAAGAAAUAGUUGGCACUGCAUGCUAGCAUGAGAAUAUGUAUGCUAGUAUAUAUGGAUGUAUGUAUAUAUAUAUAUAUAUUCAUGCUGCUAUAUGCUGUACACUGGAAUGAUGCAGUUGCUUUAACUUUUCUGUAUAUUAUUUAUAUAUUCAUAAGUAUGUUAAAUAAAUUACUUACAUUGUUGUAUAUA
Messenger RNA from Priapulus caudatus, 1399 nucleotides. RefSeq names its product growth hormone-inducible transmembrane protein-like. The record is from RefSeq and is a predicted model, not a curated record. Gene Ontology annotation, cellular component: mitochondrial inner membrane. The coding region runs from base 20 to 550 and encodes 176 amino acids. The transcript has 5 exons. Lineage: Eukaryota; Metazoa; Priapulida; Priapulimorpha; Priapulimorphida; Priapulidae.